Messenger RNA from Moneuplotes crassus, 1378 nucleotides. Lineage: Eukaryota; Ciliophora; Spirotrichea; Euplotida; Euplotidae. The record is from the annotation of a GenBank genome assembly.
AUGUUUAAAUCUAAAAUAAAAAUGCCCAAAAAGGAUAAGCAACAGUCAGCUUAUACAAAGAGGGAGGUUGGGAUGCAAUCCAUUGUUCCUCCUAAGCUUUACGAUUCACCUCAUAUUUUAAGACUGAAGAAUUUGGAAACUGUUGAAUACAACAAGUAUUUUUAUGUAUCCCAUACCUUGACCUUCCUCGGUCUUGGAGUAAUCGCUCUAAACGUCCUGAUCUACUACACCAGGGGAUGGCCUGUGGAAGACCUUAAGAUAUUGGGUCUUAAAGGCGCAAUGUUCUUCUUCCUCAUGUUUAGCUGCUUUUACAUGCCAGAUACAAUAGUGACCAGACCUCACCCUUUCAUCUGGAGAGGUGUUUUGGGUGCCAACCUUCUCUAUCUAGGUUUCUUGACUUACAUCUCAAUUUUGCCACUCGACGAAGCGAGAAAAACUUUCAAGAUCUUUGAUGAAACUCUUGGAGAGACACUUCCUGAAAGAAGCUAUGCUGAGGACUGCAGAAUCUAUACUCCUGAAGACCCUGUGUCUGCCUUUAGAAAUUUUAGAGAUUCAUUCUUUGACGUCCACACUUUUGCUCAUCUCCUAGGAUGGAUAUGCAAAGUUCUGAUCAUCAGAGACAUCAAAGUUUGCUGGAUCUGAAGCAUUGGUUUUGAGAUAGCAGAGCUCACUCUCAAUCAUUGGCUUCCUAACUUCAAAGAAUGAUGGUGGGACCACCUCAUUCUUGACUUGUUCGGAGCUAACCUUCUCGGAAUGGUGAUUGGGUCUUAUAUCCUGAAAUAUUAUUCGGUCAAUAAGAUCAACUGGAUAUAUGAAAAAGAUCAUAAAUCAGCGCAAAUGAGGUAUCUAAACCAAUGCUCAUCGAUAAAGAGAGCGGUUCUCAAGCUGCAGCCGAACUUCUUCAUGCAGCAUGAUUGGAAAGUAUUUAAGAGCCUCAAGAGGUUCUACACAGUGAUUGGGUACUGAGCAAUGGGCUUAAUGAUCGACUGAAAUAACUUCUUCAUGAAGACAGUGCUUCUUGUACCUCCAAACCACUACUUGCUGAAGCUAAGGUUAUUACUCUGGUGUCCGCUGAUCCUAGCAGCAUCUGAGGAGCUAUUCGACUAUGUGACAAAUAAAUACUCCAAAAGAGUCAGACCCCAUCUCUGGUUGACAAUCCUGAUGCUCUGCAUGGAGGCUGGAAUAAGUAUCAGAGACUCAGAUGUGUACACUGGGAAACCCUUCCCAUUCUACAUCAAAGUAUUCUGGACAAUAAUGCUGGUCCUGUUCAUCUGCAUCUCCAUCUGGAUUUAUACUAAUGAAAAGAAGGAGGAUGACGAUGAAGAGUGGAACCCUUACGACCCAAAAAUUGACAUUAAAGAAAUCAAAUAAGCAGUGG